CCUGCCAACACUAAAUCGGGACACUUGGAAAAUCGUGCGCCGUGUUUCUUUUCCCGUGUAACAGAACUGCAAAAUCGCUAACAUCCUUAGCAAAACAUUUCUGUACAGUGGUGAUCCAGUUCAGUGAUAGAGUCAAAAGGAGAGCUUGAUAGAGCCAAUACGAUCUAGUGCUCGGAAACGGCGUUUUUCUUCGAUCUAUCAACACUAAUCUGCUGCCCCAAAUAACACAGAAGGAUGGCUGCUGCACCUGUUAUCAUUCCAUCUGUAGCUAAGCAUACAUCAACGCUAAUCUUUCUACACGGACUCGGCGAUACUGGCCAUGGCUGGGCCACAUCCAUGGGAGCGCUACGAACGCGCGACAUGAAGGUGAUCUGCCCAACCGCCCCGACCAUGCCGGUUACGAUGAACGGCGGGUUCCGGCUUAACUCCUGGUUCGAUCUAAAGUCGAUCUCCAUCAGUGACCCGGAGGACGAGGAAGGCAUCAAGCGGGCGACCCGGUCCGUGCACGAUCUGAUCAGGAGUGAAAUGGAUGCCGGUAUCGCCUCGAACAGAAUCAUGCUGGGAGGUUUUUCGCAGGGUGGUGCAUUGGCCCUGUACGCGGGUCUUACGUUCGCCGAACCGCUCGCCGGUGUGAUGGCCCUGUCCUGCUGGCUGCCACUGCACAAGAGCUUUCCCGGUACGCGAAAGUGUCCGGAUACGGUACCGAUCCUUCAGUGCCAUGGAGACUGUGAUCCGAUCGUAUUUUACAAGUUUGGUCAAUUAUCAUCCAGCGUGCUCAAGUCCUUCAUGAAGAACUCUCACUUCCAGACGUACCAGGGACUAGGACAUAGCUCCUGCGACGCAGAACUUAGUGAUAUGAAGAAAUUCAUUGCAGAUCAUGUUCCUAAUCAAUGAAUAGUUCCCGCCACUUUGCUCACCGACCACCGUGCACCAAAUCGUAUGUAAAGUGUUGGAUGAAACAUUCGUUGGUGGUUUUUCUCCGUUCUUUCCUUUAGUAUUAAUCCCUCUUCAUCAAAAAGAGUUUUAUCAAACAUUGCAAAAAGAUUCGACCACGCUGCUGAGUUUAAAAAAAAAACAGUAUCACAUAACUAAUGGACUAUGCAACGCAAUACAGAAACUGAGACAAUGUCCGGAUGCAUACGUUUUUCCACUUCACCCCAUUCGUCCGGAGAAAAUGCCAAACGAUAAAUGAACACCAGAUUGUUGUCUUGACAACCGGACACUGUUAGCACGUUGAGGACGAUACUUAUAUAGAACAACCAUAAUUAAACCGAUCACACAGCAAUUCAAUCGAACAAGCGAAAAAAAUGCGUGAAAACUGAGAGGAACGAUAAAAAAGUAUAUUUAACACAAAAGUAUUCAAAUCAAGUGAAAUUUAAAUGCAAACUUAACGAUACCUAGAGCAAACGUAGGUGCAAGGUAUGACAUAGAGAUAAUCUAGAGUAAACAAAGUCAAACUUUUUAUUUAGUUCAAGCAAUCGAGCCAAACCGCUCACCACUGAAGAAUGUUGCUGAUAAAGGCUGCUAAGCAAGCCAGUUCGAUAAACAAAAGUCACAUGUUCUUAUUUAAUGUUCCGUAAGCGAUAUUGGUUUCCAUUCUUUUCACCCUUUCUUACUUUCCUAAAGCGUUCCUUAUUUCUAUAAGCCAAGCUCUAUUUUCUUGGUUGCUUGAGCUUUUAUUGGGUUACAGGCUUUUUUCUCUCUUUCGUAGACUCCUUUUUGACUUUUGUACUCUACUUUACUCUACCCUAUCGAAUACUUAAUAUCUAUCCUAUCGAUUAAUCGUUCCGUUUCAUCGGUUUUGCGUAGAAACUUGAACAAUCUUCUUCUAUCUAAUCGUGUUAAUGCCAGCAUAACGUCUCAUCGUGUACCUUCCUUUACCACAAACCACCCCGAUAAAGACCCUAAUAAAAUGCAAAUCCAUUACAAAGACAAUUGCAGCAAAUGAGAGCAAUACCUAAAUCAGUGUAGCGCUAUGAAUGGUUAGGGCUACAGGUUCCUUUGCCCCUGCUCUUAGGUUUACCUGCGCCAUCAUAAUGCGGCCGAUAGUUUGUUUUAGGAAAUCGAGGUUCUAGCUGGCCAGCAUUCCGCAGACGAGCAGAGUUGAUGCAACGUCCAGCUUGUUUCCCGCACGAGCGUUACAUCUAGGGUUUGGAGACACUGAAUAUUAUCAAUAGGAAUAAUCACAAAACAAUACAUUCUAUGCAAUCA
Molecule: messenger RNA, 2211 nt
Organism: Anopheles coustani
Lineage: Eukaryota; Metazoa; Arthropoda; Insecta; Diptera; Culicidae
Gene: Apt1
Product: acyl-protein thioesterase 1
Exons: 5
Coding region: 235-894 (219 amino acids)
Biological process (GO): protein depalmitoylation
Cellular component (GO): cytoplasm
Molecular function (GO): palmitoyl-(protein) hydrolase activity; carboxylic ester hydrolase activity
Source: RefSeq, a predicted model, not a curated record